This is a messenger RNA of Nelumbo nucifera (sacred lotus), 3784 nucleotides long. Its product is annotated as putative ATP-dependent DNA helicase CHR12. Gene Ontology annotation, molecular function: histone binding; ATP binding. The record is from RefSeq and is a predicted model, not a curated record. Lineage: Eukaryota; Viridiplantae; Streptophyta; Magnoliopsida; Proteales; Nelumbonaceae.
AACCGAGAAGGAGAGGGGUUUUGCGAAGUGAAAGAGGACGAGACGGAUUGAGAGAAAUUGAGUGAGAAGAGUUUGUAAGCAGAAGGCAAACACCGUUUAGUUUUUUUUUUAUAUAUUUGAAAUCUCAAAUAUCAGUUACUAUCCGUUUCUUCUUUCCCGCCAUGGUGGCUCAGCUGGAGAAUCACCCCUCCCUCGACCAAGUUCAGAAGACCAAGACAUUGAUCUGUGCUCUCAAUCUUAUCUCCAGAAAUCUCCCUCUCCCUCCCGAGAUUUUUGACACUGUUUCCUCCAUCUAUAGUGCUGACGAUUUGGCCGAUGGUAUUGUGGAGGAUGCUGGUGGAGGUAAACCUCACGAUAAGGGCGACGACUGCCUCUCCGAGGACGAUUCGAAUGUCCAUAGAGUUUUGGAGGAAGGACAUUUAAUAACAGAGUUUGAAGAUGCACUGGUGAAGCAACGACCAAAUUGUGUGUCGAGUUUGGGGUUGAGAGAAUCGUGGGAAAGUCGUUUGGAAAACCAUAUUCAGCACCGUUUAACUGAGCUUGAAGAGUUGCCUUCAAGUAGAGGCGAGGACCUGCAAAUGAAGUGCUUGAUUGAACUAUAUGGCCUAAAGCUAGCAGAUUUGCAAAGUAAGGUUCGGACUGAAGUGAGUUCAGAGUACUGGCUGCGUGAAAAAUGUGCAUAUCCUGGCAAACAGCUAUUUGACUGGGGAAUGAUGCGAUUACGCCGUCCAUUUAUGUAUGGUGUGGGAGAUGCCUUUGCCAUGGAAGCUGAUGAACGGCUAAGGAAGAAACGGGAUGCAGAGAGACUAUCAAGGUUAGAAGAGGAGGAGAAGAACCGUAUGGAGACCAGAAAAAGGAAAUUUUUUGCAGAAGUUCUUAAUACAGCUCGUGAAUUCCAAAUGCAAGCACAAGCUGCCCUGAAACGCCGGAAACAAAGGAAUGAUGGGGUCCAGGCAUGGCAUGGAAGGCAAAGGCAGCGUGCUACACGAGCAGAGAAAUUGAGAUUCCAAGCACUGAAAGCUGAUGACCAAGAAGCAUACAUGAGGAUGGUUGAGGAGAGUAAGAAUGAACGGUUAACAAUGCUUCUUGGAAAAACUAAUGAUCUUCUUGUGUGCCUAGGAGCUGCAGUUCAAAGGCAAAAGGAUGCAGAACAUUUUGAUGGAAUUGAACCUUUGAAAGGCUCUGAAGAUGAUGAUGAUGCUUCUCAGUUGUCUACUUCUAAGAGUGAAACCCCUAGGGAUUUGCUCCCUGAUGAAGAUGUGGACUUGAUUGAUUUAGAUUCUGAUCGUCGUGGGAAGACAGGUGAUUUACUUGAAGGUCAACGGCAAUACAAUUCUGUUGUUCAUUCAAUUCAGGAAAAGGUCACUGAGCAGCCAUCUAUACUUCAAGGUGGAGAACUAAGACCGUACCAGUUGGAAGGUCUUCAGUGGAUGCUAUCUUUGUUCAACAACAAUCUGAACGGMAUUUUAGCUGAUGAGAUGGGGCUAGGGAAGACAAUUCAAACUAUUUCAUUGAUUGCAUAUCUCAUGGAGCACAAGGGUGUUACUGGGCCCCACUUGAUUAUUGCUCCAAAAGCUGUAUUGCCAAAUUGGGUUAAUGAAUUUUCAACAUGGGCCCCUAGUAUUGUGGCCAUUCUAUAUGAUGGCCGUCUAGACGAACGGAAGCUUUUGCGGGAAGAGUAUUCAGGAGAGGGAAAGUUCAAUGUAAUGAUCACCCAUUAUGAUCUUAUCAUGCGGGACAAAGCAUUCCUGAAGAAAAUUCACUGGCACUACAUGAUUGUUGAUGAAGGACAUCGAUUGAAAAAUCACGAAUGUGCUCUUGCACGAACACUUGUGACAGGCUACCGCAUUAAACGCAGGCUUCUAUUAACUGGUACACCAAUACAGAAUAGUCUGCAGGAGCUGUGGGCCUUGCUUAAUUUUCUCCUCCCCAGCAUUUUUAAUUCAGUGGAGAAUUUCGAGGAGUGGUUUAAUGCACCCUUUGCAGAUCGAUGCGAUGUUUCUCUUACAGAUGAGGAGGAGCUGUUGAUUAUUCGUCGUUUGCAUCAUGUUAUAAGACCAUUCAUACUGAGGAGGAAGAAAGAUGAGGUAGAGAAGUAUCUUCCUGGGAAAACACAGGUCAUACUGAAAUGUGAUUUGUCAGCAUGGCAGAAAGUAUAUUAUCAACAGGUCACUGGCUUGGGAAGAGUUGGUCUUGAUACUGGAUCAGGGAAAUCCAAGAGUCUUCAGAACCUGUCAAUGCAGCUAAGGAAGUGUUGUAACCACCCAUACCUCUUUGUUGGGGAAUAUAACAUGUGGCGCAAGGAAGAGAUUGUCAGAGCAUCAGGGAAAUUUGAGCUUCUUGACCGCUUACUUCCGAAGCUCCAAAGAGCAGGGCACAGGGUUCUGCUUUUCUCACAGAUGACUCGUCUCAUAGACAUUCUAGAAAUUUAUCUGCAACUGCAUGAUUUUAAGUAUCUCAGACUGGAUGGUUCAACAAAGACAGAAGAAAGAGGGACGCUGCUAAAGCAAUUCAAUGCACCAGAUUCUCCUUUUUUCAUGUUUCUUUUGAGCACACGUGCUGGUGGCCUUGGUCUAAACUUACAAACUGCAGACACUGUGAUAAUCUUUGAUAGUGAUUGGAAUCCUCAAAUGGAUCAACAGGCAGAGGAUCGGGCACAUCGCAUAGGGCAAAAGAAGGAAGUCAGGGUUUUUGUGUUGGUUAGUGUUGGCUCAAUUGAAGAGGUUAUAUUGGAACGUGCAAAACAGAAAAGGGGCAUUGAUGCCAAGGUCAUCCAGGCUGGGUUAUUUAAUACAACUUCAACAGCUGAGGACAGAAGAGAGAUGUUGCAGGAGAUCAUGCGGAGAGGUACAAAUUCACUAGGGACAGAUGUGCCGAGUGAGAGAGAGAUCAACCAUCUUGCAGCUAGAACAGAUGAAGAAUUUUGGUUGUUUGAGAAGAUGGAUGAGGAGAGGCGACAAAGAGAGAACUACAGAUCAAGGUUGAUGGAAGAUCAUGAGGUACCUGAUUGGGCAUAUUCUGUACCCGAUAAGGCAGAUAAAACCAAAGAUAUGGAACCUGACAGUGGCAACACCAUGGGAAAAAGACGGAGAAAAGAAGUGGUUUAUGUUGACACACUGAGCGACAUACAGUGGAUGAAAGCUGUUGAAAAUGGAGAAGACUUGUCCAAGCUUAUGACCAGAGGCAGGAGGAGGGAGCAUCUUCCUCCUGAGGCCAAUGAAUCAACCAGUGAUAACGGAGGGGGAGAGCAAAAAGUAUCAGAACCAACAAAUGACGAGUCUAUGACAGGUGAUGGUGCCACUGAAAAUUUCUCGAGUCGGACACCAAAGAGGCUCAAGAUGGGAUCCGUACAUUAUAACAAGCCUGAAUAUGAAAGUUCUGGAGACCGAGGUUGGAGUGGUGACAUCUUUACAUGGAAGACCCACAAGAGGAAGAGAUCAAGCAUUGGGUUUCCAAAUUCAUCAUCUGAUGCUAGAGGGCAGAGUUCCAACAGCAGCAGAGGGAACGGAUGGGCUUGAUUGAAAUUAGUCAAAACUAACACCUAAUCAAUGGACAGAUUUAUUUUUAUGUACCUUGUAACUUUCAGGAACUUUUGAUCCAGAAUGGGUGAUCCUCAUUUGAUUUCCCAGUUCUUCCAGUUCUUGAAAGAGCUUAAUUUUGACGCUUCUGUGGAUCAGGAAACUUGUUUUUGACCCUUUCAUUGGUGGCUCAUGCUAUUGCCCCCACUCAAUUCAUUUGUGAUAACAUGUAACAUUUUAUAAUGCAAAUAAUAGAUUCUUUUUUC